GGUUGCAUGAUCCUGCUGCUGUGGGAGAGUAGCCAAUUCACUGCAUAGCAGCACAGCUCAGCGGUAACAUCUGAUUCCAACAAGUCUUUGAAAAGCUGCGUUUGAUUUAACCCUCAUAACGGUCAGGAGACGUGUCGACGGGGAAAGUAGUAUUCGCAUGACAUUCAGAACGCUGGAAGACAAACCUCGAAUAUGAAGAAUUCUGUCUGGAGCGCUUGUUAACGGCACAUAACUGAGCAUUUGCAAGUGCUGAACCUCUUUGCUGAGUUAACCCCUCCCCCUGCCUGAGCGACCGGAGCUGCCGCCUCAUCAGGUUUACCCGUUCUGUCUGCCUGUCCCAACUCCUGUAAGGCUGGCCCCCCAACCCACCAUGUCUACGGAAGUGGCGAGCAAUACACCUGUCGUCCCAGCCGACCCCUCCAGCACUCCCUCCCCCACAACAAGCAUCCCCACCACCCCUUCCGCAGCACCAGCCAAGACCCCCUUCAAGAAAGAGAAGAAGAAAGCUCCAGAGAAGACUGAUGAGUACCUGCUGUCCCGGUUCCAGGGUGAUGGUGUGAGGUACAGGGCCAAGCUGAUUGGCAUCGAUGAUGUCCCAGAGGCCCGAGGGGACAAGAUGAGCCAGGACUCUAUGAUGAAACUCAAGGGCUUGGCAAUAGCCUCUCGGUCACAGGGCAAACACAAGCAGAGGAUCUGGGUCAACAUAUCCAUGUCGGGCAUCAAGAUCAUUGAUGAGAAAACAGGGGUAAUAGAACAUGAGCACAUGGUGAAUAAGAUCUCGUUCAUCGCCAGAGACGUAACAGAUAACAGGGCCUUUGGUUACGUGUGUGGGGCCGAGGGACAGCACCAGUUUUUCGCCAUAAAGACUGGCCAGCAGGCAGAGCCCCUGGUCAUUGACUUGAAGGAUCUGUUCCAGGUCAUCUUCAACAUGAAGAAAGAGUCUGAGGCCUCACAGAAGGAUCAGCGCAAUAACGCAACAGUUGAGAAUGGUGGCAACACCUUGCUCAGUAUCGAUGGCCAGGCAGGCACUGCCAAAGAGGUGCAACAACUGGAUCUGUUUGGAGACAUGUCCACACCCCCAGACAUCCAUUCUCCUACAGAGACUAAUGAUAUUCUAUUGCUGGAUCUGUCUGCUGAGGUUGACAGCAAUCAGAACUGUAUAAAAGGAAAUCCCUUCACUUCCUACGCCUCUAACCUUUGGGGCAACCCCCAAACAGAGAACCCCUUCUCCUCCACGUUUGGCUUCUUUCCAACCCCAGACUCUGACCCUUUCAGUGACGACCCCCUUGCCCAAUCAGCAACCCCCAAUUCUCAGAUCUCAGCACCCUCCACCAAUCACAGCCAAGAGAGCUCUGUUCACAUCUUGGGCAGGCCAGUCAUGAACGACGAUGGUCUUACUGGAGACUCUGACCACUCCGGUCAGCAGUUGAACGGGUUGUCCAAUAAGAACAUGAUCCUGGCUCUCAGUAAUUGCCAGUGGCCACUCGGUGGCGCUAUGUCAGAGUGCAGGGUCCCUGUUCUAAUCCAGAACGGUUUGGGACCUGUGGCCUCUCCACAGAACCCCUUUCUCGACAUAUCUGGGGAAAUCCCGUCCCUCUGUAACAGUGUGCUGUUGGAUCCAAAAGAAAACCCACCCAUGGGUCAUGGCAAGGACAGUUCGGUAGUGAUAAGCCUCCCUCCACAGAACACGAAGGCUGGACGAGGUCGGAGGAGUGCCAAGUGUCCUCCUGCUGACGACCUGUUUGGGGCUGACAUGUUUGCUGCUCCCAGUCAGCCUGACAGCUCGUCUGCCUCCAAUGACCUCUUCAGUCCCACCACCUCCUCCAUGGCAGCUCUCGGAACGUUGCAGUUGGGGUCCCCUUCAGUCACCAUCCCUCGGACCGCCCCAUCACCAUGGGGAGCCCCAGCCUCUUCCAUGUUCACCAUGCCAGGAGGGGUCACACUCUCCAACCCCCAGCCCACCUUCCCCCAGCCAUCUGCCUUCAGUGCCCUGCCAAUACCUCCAGCCCCCUGGGGCCAGCAGGCGCCAUCCCCCUAUGGGGCCCCGCCAGUCAGCCAGGCUUGGGGACAGCCUGCACCUGCAGGGCCCAUGGGUGCACCAGGCUGGGGUCAGCCUCCUAUGGCUAACCUCUUCCAGCCCGAGCCUUACACCAUGAUAGGAGGCCCUCUACAGGGUAUGCCGCAGGGUCCACCACGGCCCCCACCCCGGCCACCAGUAAAGGAGGCCCCAGCUAAAGUGGAACCCAGUGCCUUCACAGCUCUGGACCCACUGGGAGGGGAGAAGGAGAAGAAGAGUGGGAAGGACAUGUUCAAGGACUUCCAAAUUGCCAAGCCUCCAGCCAUCCCAGCAAGGAAAGGGGAGCAGAUACCUGGGUCUGCCGCCCCAAGCACCAAUGGGGAUGGGGUGUUUGCCCAGUACUUCUCCAGCAAAGUGGGCGUGCCCCAGGAAAUUGCGGAUCAUGACGACUUUGAAAUUCAGAGUCGGAUUUCAGCAAUUGCCAAUGACCCAAUCAAACCAGCCCCACUGCACUCUGCACCCAUGAUAUCUCUUGCAGUGGUCCCUGGGCCAGGACUCCUGGAUGCAUUUGCCCCGACUCCAGCCACAUUCCUUGCUCCAGCAGCAGCAGGUCUCAACCAGAACCUAUUUGAUGAUGUAUUUGGCUCUGCUACUCCUAAUGCCUUUGGAGCACCACUUCUAGCUACGACCACUAGUGGCUCGGAUCCCUUCGGAGACCCCUUUGCCUGAGUGACACCCUGCCCAUCUUCCACAUGUGAGUGACAGAACGCAUUCUGAACCUUAGACUGUGAGUUUAGAUAAUACUUUAAACCAACCUGUGCGUUCUCGUCUUCCAGUCAGGUUUGCAGUGGUCCAGAGAAGAAGCAGCGAUGCUCUACGACCAAUUGUCUUCAGAAGCAGCUACUACAACUACAAGCGCCAGACAAUCCUACACAAUUACAACUUCUAACCCCUUGCCCACACUGAAUAACUGCCUUUCUUGAUGUCCAUUACAUAGCCCCUCGUUUACCCCCCCAAAACACCUUGUUUUUUUUCGGUUCCAAUCUCAUAGCUUUUCAGUACCACUAAAUGAAAUGUAUUGUAAUAAAGUGACAUAAUGUGCAAUGGAAAUGCUCUAUAUUAAACACUGAAUAAUGUA
Oncorhynchus gorbuscha (pink salmon) is the source of this 3155-nucleotide messenger RNA. RefSeq names its product DAB adaptor protein 2 (gene dab2). Gene Ontology annotation, biological process: negative regulation of canonical Wnt signaling pathway; positive regulation of endocytosis; receptor-mediated endocytosis. Gene Ontology annotation, cellular component: plasma membrane. The coding region runs from base 371 to 2746 and encodes 791 amino acids. The transcript has 15 exons. The record is from RefSeq and is a predicted model, not a curated record. Lineage: Eukaryota; Metazoa; Chordata; Actinopteri; Salmoniformes; Salmonidae.